Molecule: messenger RNA, 648 nt
Organism: Cloeon dipterum
Lineage: Eukaryota; Metazoa; Arthropoda; Insecta; Ephemeroptera; Baetidae
Product: cuticle protein 19-like
Exons: 3
Coding region: 132-554 (140 amino acids)
Cellular component (GO): extracellular matrix
Source: RefSeq, a predicted model, not a curated record
GAUCACCGAGUGUGGGGACUGUGGACCAGCAGCUCUACUUCCACUUUUACGCUUCCACUUUUUCGUAUAAAAAGAGCCGUACGACUCAAUCAAGUCAGUCUCAGUACACCUGUGAUCCAAUUACAUUUACCAUGGCUUCAUCUCGUCUGGUCAUCGUUUGCUUGGCCCUGGUGGUCGUUGCUGUUUCUGCACAGUUCGACUCCAACGGUUACGGCUACGGAGGACAGGAGGCUGCUGGACAUGGUGGUGGUGACCAUCACUACCCUGAAUACUACCACCAUCCCAAGUACGUCUACAAUUACGGCGUCCACGAUGACCACACGCACGACAUCAAGAAGCACACAGAGAAGCGCGACGGCGACCACACCGAGGGCGAAUACUCGUUCAAGGAGGCUGACGGAACUACCCGUACCGUCAAGUACUACGUCAAGGGCAAGAGCGGCUUCAUCGCCACUGUGCACCACUCGGGACACGCCACUCACCCCCAGACCCACCACCACUCUGGACACCAAGACAAUGGUUAUACUGGAGGCUACGGUGCUGGUGCCUACUAAAUUCUCGUUGAUCACUUGUUGUUAGCACCCCUUUGAGACUGUUAGAGCUUAAACCUUUUUACCUCAAUAAAUGACCACUUUUCACUAAACAAAA